AUGUCUGUGUCCACAACAGUUCCCAGUCAAUCGUCGCCUCUGACGUCACGGCUUUACGGCCCAACCCCGACGAGCUCGGGGGACCACCAGUGGAGCCAGCAUGUCAAUGAUGACCCGGCUUUUUCUACUACGACUACGUCAUGGGGUGAAGUGCCGCCGUACAAGAUUGUCCCAAUCUCGAGCUUCACCGAUCCAAACGGUGGCUAUAUCAAUUCAAAGAUGAACAUCAUAAGCGGCAUAUCAAACUUCAACGGGCAGCAGUACAAUCCACCCACGUAUUUGUUGCCGGCGUGCGAAAGGGAGGCGGCUAGCGUGCCCAACGGCUUUUACGGCAACGGGGCAAGGCCUCAGAUGCAGGGCUACAUCGUCCCAAAUGCUGUAGGCCCGCUGCAGAGGAACGUCACCAGUAAUCCACACAGCCACAGCGCUUGGACGCAAGGGAACAGCGAGAGGCACGCCCGGCCCAACUGGAACCCGACCAAGGCCAGCGGCGGCGUGAAGAAGCACAAGAGAGUCAGGACGGCGUUCACCAGCCAGCAGAUGAUGGAGUUGGAGCAGGAGUACGCACGUACCAGAUACUUGGACCGCAGCCGGCGCAUAGAGCUAGCGGACAUCUUGCAUCUGAACGAGCGGACGAUCAAGAUCUGGUUCCAGAACAGGAGGAUGAAGGAGAAGAAGGACAGGGCUGAGGGGUACGACGAAUGCGAGGAGCCAAGCACCACGGACUCCUCGCCCGAGAUGAUUUGCAAAGCCCCGCUACCAGCCCCAAACCAGUUUCAAGCUCAGAUGCCGAAUGGAGCGUACCAGAAUUACUAUGUGGCGCAAUACCCGAUGGCGUCUACCCCUAUGAUCCCCCAUAUGCACUCGGAUGCCAGGAAUGAGUUGACCUACCCCACGUUUGUUCUGGACGAUAACAUGCAGUUGCAGGAUGGCUUCGAGCCAGUGCCACAAACGGAGCUCAAAUUCGAAAACCUCGAGCCACCAUGCAAACCUGAUAUACCGGAUUCGUUACAAGAAUCACCGUUGCAUUCCGACAUCUCCGCAAUCGAUUCCGUCAAGAGCGAGAUUAACGAUCAGAGCUGGGACCUAUCGUGGAUCCGGAGCAUGCAAUUCGAAGAGGACUCC
Messenger RNA from Iphiclides podalirius (scarce swallowtail), 1125 nucleotides. The record is from the annotation of a GenBank genome assembly. Lineage: Eukaryota; Metazoa; Arthropoda; Insecta; Lepidoptera; Papilionidae.